Molecule: messenger RNA, 1472 nt
Organism: Lactuca sativa (garden lettuce)
Lineage: Eukaryota; Viridiplantae; Streptophyta; Magnoliopsida; Asterales; Asteraceae
Product: U11/U12 small nuclear ribonucleoprotein
Cellular component (GO): U12-type spliceosomal complex
Source: RefSeq, a predicted model, not a curated record
UGAUGAACAGUGCUUUACUCCAUCUGCUACCUUACGUCUUCUUCUUCUCUUCACCCUCUGCCUCUGCCUUUUCUCCAUACAAACAAAAAGCGCGUCCUUGCUCACUACCACCGAAGUCUGAUCCGGUGUCCGAUUUACGGUUUUGGUUUACGACUGUGGCCUAUUUCUACAGUAUCUGUUUGUAUGAAUAUGAUGAUGCGUCCGAUGAAUCCACCUCCAUUUCAUCCAGUUGCACCUGCACCAUGGGUCCCACCAAUGCCACCAUUGACAAGUGGCUUUUGGAACCCAACAAAUGUGCAAAGCUCCCUCAAGGAAUUACAAAACACUCUUCAUCUUGCAGAAGCAAUUUAAGAGUUGUUACAGGGAAAAGGAAUUGGAGAUGCUUAUGGCAAUGAAAGACGGAAACUUAGAAGAAACAGAGAAUACUGAUUCAAAUGAAACUAUAAUUGGAAGAUUCCAGAAGUUUCUUGAGAACAACAUGAUGACAUUGGAUACUCAAGAGAAAAUCUCAUUAGAAGCAGCAAAUGGAUUGAUAUCAAAACUGAACAUUGAUCUUCAACCAUUUAAGAUCAUCACUGAUGAUAAAACACCAUGGGAGGAGAAAUCUGCAGCUGUGAAAUUAGCAAAUAAACUCCAUAAGCAUAAAAGAAACAAACUUUGGAGGAAAAGAAAGAGACAACAAAUAGGUGAAAUGCUUGCAAAGGAACAUGAGCAAUUUGAGAAAGCUGAUCAAGAAGCUGAUGAAUGGAGGGCUAAGGAAAUUGCAAAAGAAAUCGCAAAGCAAAGGGUGGAGAAGAUGAAAGAAAUUGCAAAACAAAAAGCUAAAGAGGAGCGAAUAAGAUUAGAAUCAGAGCUAGAAUUAGUGUUGAUUGUGGAGAAAUUACAAGAAUUACGCUCGAUCAGGAUCCAGAAAUUAACAAAGCAAGGGCAUUUUCUCCCAGAGGAGGAUGACAAAUUUCUUGAAAGAAUUCGUGUUGCAGUUGAGGAAGAGGAGAGGCAAGCAAUGGCUGCAGCUGAUACAAAUACUGCUAAAGAUGCAAUUACAAAUUUUUUAAAUUCAGAAGAUGAUCAAAGUUUUGUUAAAAAUGGAGAUAAAGUAAUUGAAGAAAAAAUAAAUGAGAUUGAAGUAAAAGAAGGAACAAAUGCAGUUGUUGAUGUAAAUAAUCAUGGUAACGGAUAUUAUGAUUAUUCAGCAAGUUUACCACUUGAAUUUUAUCAUUAUUAUCAUGGAAGUAGCACUGAUAUGGGGACGCUAAUCGAGGUGAGACGAACAUGGGAUGCAUAUAUACGACAUGGAGGAAGUCGAAUACCAGGUCAUUGGGUUGAACCUCCCCCACCAGCUGAUGAAGUAUGGGCAUCAUACCUUGUGAAACAUUGAUGCUAAUUUUUUUUUAUUUUUUGGGUAAAAUAUUUAAAAAUUAAUUUUACUAAUGAUAUCUUGAUUUUGGUCAUAUAAGAUUUUUUUUACUUUA